Rotaria sp. Silwood1 is the source of this 4549-nucleotide messenger RNA. The record is from the annotation of a GenBank genome assembly. Lineage: Eukaryota; Metazoa; Rotifera; Eurotatoria; Philodinida; Philodinidae.
AUCAGGUUUUCAUAACGGCGUUACAUUUAUGUAAAUCAAAAUGUAAUGUUUUUGAGAAAAAAAAGUAGCUCAUGAGAACGCCUUAAAAAUCUAAUUACGGUUUACUAGUCUGUUUACUUGUAUUCCGUAUGGGACUAGUCGGAAUUUUCUUUUUCGUAAUGCUAUUACAGCAAAAUCGAUCAAAUUUUAUUCUGAGAAUAUGUCAAAAGUUUAGUCUUUCUCCACAAGAAAGGAUGUGGUUGAUAGUUUACAAAGAAUUUGAUAGCAUGGUUUUAGAGCUAGAUAUGAAGGUUAACGAUCAGAUUCAACGUAAGACAGAAAAAACUACAACUGACAUAAUUUUUCAAAUAACAAAAUAUAUGUCCUUCGACUUUCGCGUUCGUUUUACAACGUGGAAAAAAUGUUUAUUUCUGACUUUGAAACAAAUACUGAAUAUAACUUAUACAGCCCAUAUGCUCAUCAGUGAAGUUAAAAGAAAGGCAAAUGUUUGGCUUCCCAAACGAUAUAUUUACGUCAUUAUUUUUACAUAAAGCAUUAAUUAAAUCUUGCACAAAAAUAAAAUAAUGAUGAGUAUUUAACACUAACACUAUCUCAAUUCAGCUUUCUUACUUUUAUUUCUAUUCACGUAAUUAAGCAAUGGUUUUAGAUAUAUGUCAAGGUAUAAACAUUUAGGGUUGCUAUCAAAUCACGCACCCGAACAUCAUCUUUUUCUGACUGUAGAUUUCUUUCAUUUACGAUAAGUGUUCGAUGAAAUCGAUAGGAUUUUCUUGUCUAACGAAAUAAUGAUAAGUCUCCAUGUGAUCUGAUGAGGUCAUGCAUUCAACUGAUAUUCUCCAUUUGAGCUCGUAUGUUGUUCAUAGGUACAAUUCAUAGCAUAGAUAAAAAUUCUGACAGAAUUCAUGCAAUUACGCUUUUCUUCUUUAAUUAUGUUCAUGUACUGAAUAUGUUUGUCAGUAUAUAUUCUCUAUUCAUCCAAACUCACACUCACAUCCACACCCGGCAGUUCUCAAUAUACAAAAACAAAAAAAGAGUCUUCCUCUAUAAUCUUUAGAUGAUUUUAUUGUUCAAUACAUUCAUCAGCAAGAGCAGUGUAGAUUGUAUAUCAGAUAUUCUAUUUGAAUACAUAUAUGAUGUUUAAGUAUUGUUUUAGUCGUCUCCUGUGUAGAUAAAGAAAUAAAUUUAGAACAAUGCGGUAUGUUAAUUUUCAUUUGAUACAUGGUUGUUUAGUGAGAUAUACAUAUCUAUUCUGUUGCUAGAACUGCAAAAAGUUUUUUAUAAGUAUGGAAAAAAAUUCCCUACAUUCUGACUCGUCGUUCUCUAAAUCAUCACGACACUAAGUAUGGAACUCUACUAAUAAGUCAAAUAGUACAUUUUAAUAUGUUGUUGUUGGAUAUUAAUAUACUAUUCUGUUUUUUAAAAUCCACUAAUGUAAUUUAUGUUACGUGUUAAAAUCUAAAAUCUAAAAGUUUACUAGAGUAUAAACCAAUGAUGAAAAAACGUAAACAAUAACAAUCAAAAUCAUAUUUAUAGUUGUACAAGAAAACAAAAGUAGCGAUGCGAACAACAUUUUAAUUCUUUCAAAAUGACUUCAUCAACAAUUAUGAUUUAAUGUUCUAUAUUGUUCACAAUCAUCAAAUUACUUGAAACGUCCACAUUGUUUAUUUUUAUCAAGCAUGUCUUUAAUGAACUAUCAUAUUUAAUGAAGAUUGAUCGAAGAAUUUCUAUUAUAAAAAGUUUGUUUUUGUUUAAUUUUCUUCUCUAUUUAAUGAUGUUAUUAAAUUUUCUAUGUUUUCUAAUAUUCAUUCUUCUAAUUCUAUUUUCAGUCUCUUGUGAUUUGAUAUCAUUAUUAAUACAAUUAAGUGAACCUAUCUUUCAUCUUUUUUUUUCCCCUUAGAAACAAUGAUUUGACACAUAUUGCUUAGCUGUUAUUGUUUUAAUUCUAUAAAAAAAAAAAAAAAAAAAGAUUGCACAGAUGUACUGCGAAGAAAAAAAAAUACAUAAAACAAAUCAUAUUCGUUCAUCGAAGCAUAUUAAGACAACUUUUACUUAAAUUGAACGACUUGAGAGCUUUUUUGUCUAAUUAAAAUCAACCACAUGGAAGAAUUCAAACAAAAAAAAAAAAAGACAUCAUUGAAAAAAUGACCUACGAAAUAAUUAAUGAACUUGUUGUUAAAAUUAAAUGUUCAACAUUCUGAACAAUCUAUUGAAUAUUUUAAUAUACAUAAGAGUUUGUUUUUUUGGUGAAUAGGACAAUUGAUUUUAUUAUAUUUUUGAGUAAUGAAAAACUGACUAUGCACUCUUUCACUAUGUGAGUCAUAGAGUCUUUCGAAGAAUUGAAACUAAAAUUGAACAAUUAGUUAGCUUCAUUUAUCUUCUGUUUUUUUGGUAAGUGUUAAAAUGUCUCGCAACAAGUUAUCCCCAAGAGAUUAUACAACAUAGAUGAACAAAAAAAAAAAAAAGAUCUAUGUCGAUGUGUUAUACAUGUAAUUUUGUCGACAAUGAACAUCUUCAUUUCAUUCAUACUAAAUGAUGUUGAAUGAUUAACGAGUCAUAAUAGAAAAACAAAAUUGAUUAAUUUGAAAUUCAGUCAUUUUUUUUUUCGAUUGGUUAAAAAAAAAUGCGUUUUGUUUGUUUCUUAUUGGUUAGAAUAAAAAAAAGAAAAGUUAAUUUUCAUCUUGUAAAUGGCAGCUAUAAACAAAAUGAACAAAAAACAAGAAGAAAGAAAGAAUCGUGAUUUGGAAGAUGUAUGGAAAAAAGUCGUUAGUUAAUCUAUAAAACAAGUAACAGCAAAAUUUUGUCUGUACUUAAUUCUCAUGAGAGCAUAAGAAGAAGAAGAAGAAAAAAGAAAAAGACGAACGGACUCUUUUUUUUUUCUCGUUAUCGUUUGAAUUUUUUUUCUUUUAAAGCAUCAUUGAUGCAUAUCGAUUCGGUACAAUAGUUGUUGUCGUCUCUUUUAAUCAAGUUUCUCUCUUUUUUUUUUUCUCUAUUCUUCGAAUAACUCGAGACGAGUCAUUGGCUUUUCUCGUCAUUUUGGCAUGAUGUUCGCUUGAAGAAAUAUUCAAUCUAUCAUAUCAUAUAUAGAGACAGCAGUAACGCUCUAUUGAAGUCUUUUUUUUUUUUUGCUUCUGUCUAUCUUUCUCUUCCCUUCAUUGACUUUUGGAGACUGUCUCUCAUUUGUGCACAAGAGGCUUGUUCCUGUGCGAAACCAUGUUUCCGUUCAACCAGUUCGUUGCAGCUCAAUACCGAUAUUCCAAAUUCGGUAGGUGCUCUGUAUAUUUUUCCCCUAUCGAUUCUUGCCUCCCUCCUUUUUUUUUUUAUCCCUUUGUGCUCCAAUGAAUCGCGAGAGUUUAUAUUAUCUAUUAGUAAACUCAUCAUUGGCAUAAUCAAUAUAUUUAUAUCUUUUAUAGGACAUGGAGGUAUUAAUCAACUCGGUGGAGUUUUUGUUAAUGGUCGACCAUUACCAGAUCUUGUUCGUCAAUCCAUUGUUGAUUUAGCUAAACAAGGUGUACGACCAUGUGAUAUAAGUCGACAAUUACGAGUAUCACAUGGAUGUGUUAGUAAAAUUCUUGGAAGAUAUCAUGAAACAGGUUCAAUUCGUCCCGGUAUUAUUGGUGGAAGUAAACCAAAAGUUGCUACACCAAAAGUUGUUGAUGCUAUAAGUAAUUAUAAAAGUCAAGCACCAACAAUGUUUGCAUGGGAAAUUCGUGAACGUCUUAUUGCUGAUGGAAUAUGUGAUUCAGAUAAAGUACCAAGUGUUAGUUCAAUUAAUAGAAUUGUUCGUAAUCGUGGAAAUUUAAAUGAUAAUUCAAAAUCAAAUAAUCAUAAUAAUAAUAAUAAUUCAUCACCAACAACAUCAAAUGAAACAACAACAACACCAUCAGCUGUUAUAAGUGGUACAACAAGUAAUGAAGAGGAUAGUCGAAGUCAUCCAACAGGUGUAUCAUCAUCACCUAAUGGUUAUAGUAUUCAUAGUUUACUUAAUCAUUCACAAUAUAAUUUACAUUCAAAUGAGUAUUCAAUAAAACGUUCUCAUCAUCAUCACCAUCAUCAUCAUCAUGGAUCUCGUAUAAAUCAUCAUAUCGAAAUGCUUGAUUAUAAACAUUUUUCGGCUGAACAAAUAAAUUUUUUGGAUAAAUUUUUUAAAGAUAAUCCAUGGGCUGAUAAUGCACAAAUUGAAUCAAUUGCUAAAGCAACUGGUUUUGCAGAAUCAACCAUUAAAAUUUAUAUUGAUCAACGUCGUGCUAAAUGGAAUUCAAUGUAUACAUCAAAUAAUUAUCUUAAUUAUAAUACAAAUGAUUUUUCAAAUGAUUUAUCAACACAAUCAUCAUUUCAUAAUGUUAAUCAACAUUUUAUUGGAAAUAAUAAUACAAUGAAAAAUGAUUUUGAUAUACCGUCAACACAAUCGAAUGAACUUUUUUGUACGUCAUCAACAUCUUAUCCAACAUCAACAACAAAUUUUUCAAUACCAGCACAUGGAUCAGAUUAUUAUUCUUCAAAUCCAUAUUCAACUGAUUGGCGUUAUUCAUCAUUUUCAAAUUUUAGUAAAUAA